AUGUCUCUCGCUAACCCCGUCCAUCCUCUUGUCCCCUCCCUUCACCUUGAGAUCAAUGUCAUCUCCGCCCUGGACCUGGCUCCUGUAACCUCUGCAAUGCGCACCUACGCCGUUGCUUGCCUGGAUCGUGAACGCAAAUGCAAACAAUCCACUCGCAUCGCUCUCAUUGGCCACACCAAUCCCACAUGGAAUGCCAAGUUUAUCUUCCCCGUUGACGAAGACUUUCUCAAAUCCUACACCUCUUCUGUCAUCAUAGAGAUAUAUGCUCUUCGCUAUUUAUUCCGCAACGUUCUCGUCGGAACUGUCCACGUCUUGGUCAGCAAUUUCAUCCAUCCAUCAUCCCUGCAACCUCAUGAUCGCGACUACGGCCAAUUGGUCUGUCUCCAGGUCCGUCGUCCGUCAGAUCGCCCACAGGGUUUGCUCAAUAUCAGUGUAGCACUCCUCGACAACUCCGUGAGAAUCAUGCCGCUUUGCAACCAACCCAGUACCACCACCGUUGGAUAUUCUGAUCUCAUGGGUAAAAAGAUGCAUACCCCACAUCACCGUAGCUACACUCCCAAAAAGGUCCAACCCCGCAGCUCCAAAAGCAAACGAUCGGUCGAAUCCGACAAGGACGAUUUAUCCUCUGGCUGGAGUGGGUCUACGACAAUAACGAACUCGAGCCAUUUGAAAUCGGAUACGGGUCGGACAUAUUCGACUUUUACUUCCACAGAGGCAGCUAUCACGGAGGAUUAUUUUGCGGAGGAGGAGAUUGGAAGUUCUGUGCUAGAACGUUGGAGCGUAGACGAAGAAAACGACGAAGGUACCAAACAUGCGCGAAGGCACACCGACGGAAGAGGAGUUUUUUCGUGCUUCGGUGGAUCAUUUGGGUGUCAGUGCAACGUCUAUUGUGGGGCCAGACCUAACGAGGAGAAGAGAGUCAGUCGGAGGGCCCACCUUAACCCKUCUGAUUCUUAA
This is a messenger RNA of Nelumbo nucifera (sacred lotus), 957 nucleotides long. The record is from RefSeq and is a predicted model, not a curated record. Lineage: Eukaryota; Viridiplantae; Streptophyta; Magnoliopsida; Proteales; Nelumbonaceae.